AUGGCCACCCAGACAAUUACCCAAGCCGAGCCUCCUUUAGAGAAAUAUGUCCAUCUCCCUGAAAGCCAGCAACCGCUGGACUACGUGGACCUCACCACAAUCGACCUCUCCCUCUAUGACACCCCAGGCGGCAAACAAAAGCUAGCCACACAACUCAAACAAGCCGCGCACGAAGUCGGCUUCUUCUACGUAACCAACUUCGGCCUCACCCAAACCCAACUCAACCGCCAAUACGCCAUCGGCCGCGACCUCUACGCCCUCCCCAUCGAAGAGCGGCUCGCGCACCGCGCCCCCCUCGAAGAAGGCAACUACAACGGCUACCGACCGCUCGGCGCCGUCGAGAUCGCGCCCGGCAUGCGCGACAAUGUCGAAAUGUACAACCUCUUCAAGUUCAUUCCGCAAACGCAGCGCUCCCAGCCCGACGUCCUCAAGCGCCACUGGGCCGAGAUCGAGUCCGUCCACCGCCACAUCCACGAGCACAUGGCGCACAGACUCCUCCGGCUACUGGCUAUCGCACUCGAGCUGUCCGACGAGGACGCCCUCGUCCGUGGACACCGCUACGAUGCAAACUGUGACAGUGCGCUGCGGUAUAUGAUGUCGCGCGCGCGCUCGGCGGAGGAGAAUGCCCGCUGUGCGGGCUUGUAUACGCGUGGACAUACGGACUUCGGGACCCUGACGUUUGUGUUUCAGCAGCCUGUGGCGGCGCUGCAGGUGAAGAGGGCUCCUGAGGCUGAGUGGCAGUGGUUGCGGAUUCCGGAGGGCCAUGUGGCGGUUAAUAUUGCGGAUAUGGUUGAGUUGAUGUCGAAUGGGUAUUUCAAGAGUGGUGUGCAUAGGGUGGUUGCGCCGCCGGAGGAUCAGGCGGGAUCGGAUAGGUUGGGUUUGCUGUAUUUUGUGCGUCCAAGUGAGGAGCUGAGUUUGAGGGGUUUGGGUGCGCUUGAUAGUCCGCUUUUGAAGCGGUUGGGGUAUUGUCGCGAUGCGGGUCAAGAGGCUGUUGUGACGGAUGAUGAGGGUAAGGCGGAUAUUCCGGCGACGGAGUGGGUUCGUGCUAGGGUGAGGAAGAAUUGGGUCCGGUCGGAUACGAAGGAUGUGUUGAGUAUGGGGAAUUUUCGGACUCAGCUUGUGUAUGAUUGA
This is a messenger RNA of Aspergillus candidus, 1131 nucleotides long. RefSeq names its product putative oxidoreductase, 2OG-Fe(II) oxygenase family. Gene Ontology annotation, molecular function: dioxygenase activity. Bases 1 to 1131 code for a protein of 376 amino acids. The transcript is spliced from 2 exons. Lineage: Eukaryota; Fungi; Ascomycota; Eurotiomycetes; Eurotiales; Aspergillaceae. The record is from RefSeq and is a predicted model, not a curated record.